Molecule: messenger RNA, 1695 nt
Organism: Aspergillus tanneri
Lineage: Eukaryota; Fungi; Ascomycota; Eurotiomycetes; Eurotiales; Aspergillaceae
Exons: 7
Coding region: 1-1695 (564 amino acids)
Biological process (GO): protein phosphorylation
Molecular function (GO): protein kinase activity; ATP binding
Source: RefSeq, a predicted model, not a curated record
AUGGAUGUCCCGGGGAACCGUACGACACAGCUGCCGAAAAAAUUGUGGCGUGAUUCGAGAGCUGCCUUGGAGACGAGUGAAGCAAUAGUGGAUGCAAACGAAAACACCCAAGAGAACCAGGCGUUCUCUCCUGUGAGGGACAAGCCAUCUGCGAAACUGUCAAAGAAGGCUUCGGAGUUUCCGACAUCUUCCUUGAAGCACGAUAUAUAUUAUCGCGUCGAGCAGGCAGGCCCGGGAUUCUUUGCGAUUCGAGACGCACCUUUCUUACCAGCGUGUACGAUCAAAGAGUGUCAAAAACUAACGCGUCGUAGCGUCCAGCAGCUAUCACAUGCAGAGCACAAAAACCUUGUUUCUCUUCUGGGCUUUUUCAAGUCAGAUAGUCAUGGAUAUCUCGUUUAUCAAUAUGAGCACAUCCCGAUUUCUCUGGGCUGUAUUGCUGGAGUUGUACGGCUCAAGUUAAAGAUAUCGCACGGCUCGAUUCAGAGUAACAACAUCUUGUUGACGUACACCAGUGAGGUAAAGAUCGCCAAUAUCGGCGAUAGCAUGCUUCAGGGAAUGACAUUGCGGGACCGAGAGAAGGACAUCAGGGCUGUGGGAUCAAUGGUGAUCGGAUUAAACGAUUGUUCCACGAUAGUAAGAGGGGAAGCCCCCCAGUCCGUUCCGGCAACAGCAGACCUGUCUUUAUCCGCCCGUAAUUUUGUAGAGAACACAAGAAAACGGACCGUCAAGGAACUCCUCAAGGAUGAUUUUAUACAAAUGGCAACCCCCGGUGGAUCAUGGAGCCUUAGGCCGUAUUACUUCGAAGCUCUGCCUUUUGGAUUCUACGAUUUGGAACAUGUUUCUAGUAAGUCCGACUGUUCGGACCAAGUCUCUGGUCAUGGACAGAGAAAUGACUGCCGUGCGAAAUGGCCAAAUUAUAGACGUAUUCGUCUUCCAGAAAAGGCCACCGAGGGCUUUGUGCGAAUAGGACGGCCAGGGCCGGAAUACGUGGCCUCUUGGAAGAUAGGGAACAUCGGGUACAUUGGCUUGAAAAGAUCUGAGUAUUCCCUUUCUCUGAUCCAAAAGAGGAUUCUGAACACAGAAUGGGAGUCUGUACGUACCCUUAGAUCCACCGACCAUGUGAACUUGAUCAAUCUGGUGGAAGCGUUCGAGGAUGGCUCCCUUUAUCUGGUUUACAACUACCAUGGGUUCACAGUUGACCUUGCGAGAGUAUGUGCACGGCCUCAGGUUCGUUUUACUGAGGAGGAAAUUGCCGUGAUCUGCAAAUAUACCAUCCAUGGGCUUCAAUACAUCCAUGACAUCUUGAAUGUCGCACACGGAGAUCUCUCAUUGCGCAACAUUGUUCUCCAUGAUGACGGACAAAUCAGGAUCGCAAAUAUUGGAAAUAGUCUCCUGAAAAAUGGCCGAGACAAGCGCAAAGAUCUCAAGAAUUUAGGAUACUUGAUAGCUCGACUCAGUGACCCUGAUACUGUCCUAAGGAGUGAUAUUGAGAACGCGAGGAACGUAUCUCAACGAGGAAAAGAUUUUCUUGCAAUUCUCCCGUCUGCUUCAUAUAGGAGAAUAUUUCAGCAUGAAUUCUUACAGCAGGCACGUGUUGAUGGGGGCUCAAGGAUCUUGAUUCCCCAUUAUCUGAACACCAUCGGCUUUGCAUGGCCUCUGCCAUUAGCUGUGGCCGAGGAGUCCUCUGACAUAUAA